Molecule: messenger RNA, 2442 nt
Organism: Pundamilia nyererei
Lineage: Eukaryota; Metazoa; Chordata; Actinopteri; Cichliformes; Cichlidae
Product: extracellular calcium-sensing receptor-like
Exons: 6
Coding region: 31-2442 (803 amino acids)
Biological process (GO): G protein-coupled receptor signaling pathway
Cellular component (GO): plasma membrane
Molecular function (GO): G protein-coupled receptor activity
Source: RefSeq, a predicted model, not a curated record
UGUCAGAUACUGGGGAGUCCAGAGUUUCCUAUGCUGUCAAAAGAAGGAGAUGUUAUGAUCGGUGGAGCCUUUUCCAUCCACAGCAAAAUAACAUCGCCUUCACUUGUCUUUACAGAGAAACCCAAACGCCUCAGGUGUUCCAGUGUCAACCUUAGGGAGUUUCGAUUUGCACAGACGAUGAUAUUUGCUAUUGAGGAAAUAAACAAAAACAGUUCUCUUCUUCGCAAUGUUUCUAUUGGAUAUCGUAUUUAUGACAACUGUGGCUCAACACUGUCCUCAAUGCGUGCAGUUAUGGCCCUGAUUAAUGGUGAUGAAUGGAUGCUGGGAAAGAGCUGCUCUGGCCAAUCAGCUGUGCAUGCUAUUAUUGGGGAGUCUGAAUCCUCUUCAACCAUUGUUCUGUCACAAACUACUGGACCAUUUAAAAUACCAGUGAUAAGUCAUUCAGCUACUUGUGAGUGUUUGAGUAGCAGGACAGAAUAUCCUUCUUUUUUUCGAACUAUUGCCAGUGACUUUUAUCAAAGUCGAGCCCUCGCUCAACUGGUCAAGCACUUUGGCUGGACCUGGGUUGGAGCAGUCAAUAGUGAUAGUGACUAUGGUAACAAUGGCAUGGCUAUCUUCCUAGCUGCGGCCCAAGAAGAAGGAGUAUGUGUGGAAUACAGAGAGAGGUUUCACAGGGCAGAACCAGAAAAACUUCUAAAAGUGGUUGAUGUGAUCCGUAAGAGCACUGCCCGGGUUAUUGUUGGUUUCCUGGCCCAUGUAGAGAUGAACAACCUUCUGGAGCAAUUGAGUCUGCACAACAUCACUGGCAGACAAUUCAUUGGAGUGGAGGCCUGGAUUACUGCUAACAGCCUUGUGACUCCUACCAGCUUUGCUGUAUUGGGAGGCUCACUGGGCUUUGCAGUGCAAAAGGCUAAUAUCAGUGGCAUGGAAGAUUUUUUAGUCAAAGGCUUUUGGGAAUUUCAGUGUAAGGAGGCAAACCAGGACAGUAUGAUAAAUACUACAUUUUGCAAAGAAAAUCAGGAUCUAAUGGAGCUGAUAGAUUAUGAUGAUGAUGUGGCAGAGCUGAGAUACUCCAGUAACAUUUACAAAGCAGUCUAUGCUGUAGCCUAUUCUCUGCAUAACAUCCUGAAGUGCUCAAACAUUCAAGGGUGUGACAAGAAAGUUCAUGUUACUCAUAGGCAGGUAGUGGAGUCCCUAAAGCAAGUGAACUUUACUAUUAAGAAUGGGGAUCGAGUGUGGUUUGACAGCACUGGAGCAACUGCUGCCAGGUACGAGGUGGUAAACUGGCAGCAUGGACCAGAUGGAUCUGUUCAGUUUAUACCAGUUGGCUAUUAUGAUGCUUCUCUACCUCCUGGUCAGAGGUUUGUUCUUAAAACGGAAGCCAUUGUGUGGCCUGGAGGAAGCAAAGAGUUGCCUGUCUCAGUGUGCAGUGUCAGCUGCCAUCCAGGAACACAUAAAGUUCUUCAAAAAGGAAAGCCAGUCUGCUGCUAUGACUGUAUGCCAUGUGCAGAAGGAGAAAUCAGCAACACCACAGAUUCUAAUGACUGCAAAAAGUGUCCUGGAGAAUAUUGGUCCAAUCAAAACAGAGAUGCAUGUAUAUUAAAAAAUGUUGAGUUUCUUUCCUUCACAGAAUUUAUGGGAAAAAUUAUUGUGUUUUUUACUUUCUUUGGUGUUCUCCUUAAUUUGAUAGUGGCUGCUCUAUUCUUAAUCAAGAAGGACACUCCACUGAUAAAGGCCAACAAUUCUGAGCUGAGCUUCCUGCUGCUCAUCUCCUUGACUCUGUGUUUCUUGUGUUCUCUAACUUUCAUUGGUCAGCCCUCCGAGUGGUCCUGCAUGCUUCGACACACAGCAUUUGGCAUAACUUUUGUGCUCUGUAUCUCUUGUAUUCUGGGGAAAACAAUAGUAGUACUGAUGGCCUUUAAAGCUACACUUCCAGGGAGUAAUGUCAUGAAAUGGUUUGGACCUGUACAGCAGAGACUGAGUGUUCUAGCAUUCACUCUCAUACAGGUAUUGAUUUGCAUUCUUUGGCUAACAAUAAACCCACCAUUCCCCUACAAAAAUAUGAACCAUUACAAAGAUAAAAUUAUACUUGAAUGUGCCCUGGGAUCACCUGUAGGUUUCUGGGCUGUGUUAGGAUACAUAGGGCUGCUGGCUAUGUUAUGUUUUGUACUUGCUUUUUUAGCUCGAAAGCUGCCUGAUAAUUUCAAUGAAGCUAAAUUUAUCACUUUCAGCAUGUUGAUUUUCUGUGCAGUGUGGUUAACCUUUAUACCAGCUUAUGUCAGCUCCCCUGGAAAAUUCACAGUUGCUGUGGAAAUAUUUGCUAUUCUGGCAUCAAGUUAUGGGCUACUCUUUUGUAUUUUUGCACCAAAAUGCUAUAUUAUUGUAAUUAAACCUGAACUGAACACAAAGAAACAUUUGAUGGGAAAAAUACAAUCAAAAUAA